CGCGGCUCCCCGCGGGUCUGGGCCGCCGCCAUUUUGUUGGCGCCCGGCGCUGCCGGCGGGACGGAAAGGGCCGGGAAUUGCCUGGCGGCUCCUCCCCCGCCGGGCCCGAGAGGCGGGGACUGAGCGAGGCCCUGCCGGGACGGGACGGGGUGGCGGGGCCCAGCGCGGCGCAGCGAUGUCGGCGUUCUCGGAGGCGGCGCUGGAGCGGAAGCUGUCGGAGCUGAGCAACUCGCAGCAGAGUGUGCAGACCCUGAGCCUGUGGCUCAUCCACCACCGCAAGCACUCGGCGCUCAUCGUCAGCGUGUGGGAGCGGGAGCUGCGCAAAGCAAAACCAAAUAGGAAGCUGACAUUCCUGUACUUGGCCAAUGAUGUCAUACAGAACAGCAAAAGAAAAGGACCAGAAUUUACAAAAGACUUUGCUCCAGUAAUAGUGGAGGCUUUUAAGCAUGUUUCAAGUGAGUCUGAUGAGAGUUGUAAGAAACACCUUGGCCGAGUGCUGUCUAUCUGGGAAGAAAGGUCUGUUUAUGAAAAUGAUGUAUUAGAACAACUUAGGCAAGCUUUGUAUGGAGACAGAAAGGGGAAGAAGCGCACGUAUGAACAGAUAAAAGUUGAUGAAAAUAACUGUUCACCUCGAAGUUCUCCCACUGACCCUCCUCAGACCACAGAUCUCAUUAGAGCGUUACAAGAACUAGAAAAUGCUGCCUCUGGGGAUGCAGCAGUUCAUCAGAGAAUAGCCUCACUGCCUAUAGAGGUCCAAGAUGUGUCCCUGUUAGACAGAAUAACAGAUAAGGAAUCUGGAGAGCAACUUUCCAAAAUGGUAGAUGAUGCAUGUAUGUUGCUGGCGGAUUACAAUGGCAGGUUGGCAGCUGAAAUAGAUGAUAGAAAACAGCUGACUCGAAUGUUAUCAGACUUUCUCCGAUGUCAAAAAGAAUUCCUUGCAGAGAAAGAACAUAAGCUGGAAGAGUACAAACGCAAGUUAGCCAGAGUGUCCCAAGUAAGGAAAGAACUCAGGUCAAGGAUCCAGAACCUGCCUGAUCUCUCACGACUUCCCAACGUCACGGGCAGCCAUGUACACCUACCGUUUGCAGGAGACAUCUACAGUGAUGAUUGAUUACAAGAACAUCCUUCCAUAACCUCUGCUUUUCUGUGAAAUGAGGGGUAGGCCAGACUGAUUGGUACUCUUGUAGUAUUAUUUUUGUAUAUUGUUGGAGAGUGUCAGUAAAAAUACUUUAAUAAUUUAUAAAAAAUGGUUUAAAAAGUUGAUUUGUUUACUAUUUUAUUGGCGAGUGAACAUAAGGGUACAUUUAUAAAAGUGGCAUGUGUGUCUGUUACGCUGAGGAAUUAAUGAUUAUCUUAUCUUUUGUAAAGAUUUUGGUUGGGUGCCCUGUAAAAAAACAUGCUAAGAUUUUUCUUAUGUACCCUGUAUUUAAUGUAGAUCAACAUAUAAUGAAAACAUAAUUCUAACUUGAGACGUUUUCGUUGCUAGUGAGGAAUUGAAAUGUGGAAAUCACAGGCUUGUGUUUGCAAAAAGGUCAAUGCAAUUUAAUGCAAAGUUAAAAGUGAUCUUACUGUCCAUUACAUUUAAAUUACCCACUCCCCAAAAAAAGUAAGUUAUUUUGAGGUAAAUGUUAAUAACCAAUUUUCUGUUGGAAAACAUAAGUCAUGUAACACUGAGCAGAUCUUUAAAUGACUCAAAAUACCGCAAUAUUUUUGUAUCAUUUAAAAGUCAUUGUGUAGAAACUAUACAAUUGACCAGUUUAAUUAUGUUUCGAAAUUGUAACUUUUUACAGCUGCUUAGUUUCUAAAUCGAGGGACCAUUCAUUUGUACUCUAAUCUCUUUCUAGAACAUCUGUCUCCAUCUAAAAAGGUUAAUCCCAGAAAUGUGAAGCUAUUUUACAGCUUUAAUUAAAUUGAAAGGUCAUUCUCUAAACUGUCUCAAUUGCUAAAUGCCCAUUAUUAAUGUUUGGCAACGCUACGUACCAUCCAUACAUGAAGCAAGAUGAUACAGCCGUGCUGUACAUCCUCUUCCACUGAGAAACCCUAGAGGCCAGCAUGGGCUACCAGCUCCCCACCUUGACCCACCCCAGCAAAGAUUUCUAGAUCUCGAUCAUCUUUUUCUCACACAAUAGGAGGAGGCAGUUCAGACCUGUGUAUGAGUCAAACAGUGGAAAAUUAUUGCCAAGUUAACAAUCUCCUCUGCAUGGCACAAAUGUGGUGUUUGUCUACGAACAGCUGAAUUUGUGAAGAAUCCUUGUUAGUGUACUAUGCAUCAGCUACAUAUAUCAAUGGCAUUAAAGUACAUUGUGCGCUGGUGUCGUCUAGAGCCUCAUAUCUUUGUGGGUCUGAUGUGCCAGGCCAUAGUCCAAUAGACCUGAUUGUCCCUCUCCUCUACCUGACUAGAGGCAGGGCCCCCCUAGUUCUGGUUGUGGUACUCGUUGCUCUCUUACCAUAAAUAUGACCUGGAGGUCCCUUUGAGAGGAUCGCAUAUAACAUCAUCACUUCUUUACCGUUUGGAGUCUUGCCCAUGAGAGACUGGAGCAACAUUUAUCCUUGAACAGUUUCUUCUGGUAGUUGUUCCUCUUUUCAAUUCAUGUACCCAGGCUGCUAAGGAAGAGGUGGAUUUUCCGUCCCACCUCCUCAUCUCUUCUCCAUGCUCAUGGAGGUAAAACCAUAGAUUACCUCGGGGAGUGUACCCUCUCUCCUUAGCUGGGGGAGGCCUUCUCCUGAUAGCAGAGACUCUCGUUUGUCCUGACAAGAUAUGGAAGAUUCCUUCCUUAAAUUCCUCUCUUAGCUUCUGGUGGCCCUCUUCAGUCUUCUCUUCCAGGCUUUGGACAUGUUCGGCCAGUUUUGUUUCCACAGAGGAGAUGUGGGCUUGUAGUGGGGCGGUAACAGUGUCUUCAUAAAUCCUGAGUUUACUAACCAACGCGCCCACCUUGUCUUCUCCCUCCCUCCAUUGCAACAUUGCUAAGUAAUGGGAAUAUAUUUCUGGCCCGAGCUGUGCAAAUUUUAACCACAUCUGGGAUGUGCACUGUACGCCGUCCGGACUUUUAGGGAAUCUUUCGUCCUCUGAAAAGAUUAUCUCCAGUACAGCUAAUUCUCUUAAGCAUCGGAUACCUCAUUCCAUCGUCCUUGCUACACAUGGAGGUCCUCCUUACAAAGAUAUCUCUCCCUUACACUUGACAACAGUUGCUGCCAGAGGCUGAGUGUUUCCUGCCUCUUUACAAUCCCCUGAUCAAUGACCAUAUCUCAAGACAGAGAUCCCAGUUGUCUUGCUUCACUCCCAUCUAGAAUUGUAUCAUUAGCUGUGGCGUCCCAGAUUCGGAGCAGCCAUGUCAAAAUGGACUCGUUUGCCUAUCACAUGAACUCUCUCUGCAGCUCAUGCAGAUCACCCAGGUUAGGGACCGAGUGGAUGAUUUCUGGCUCUGUUUCUUCUGCUGAGCGUGAAGGUCCUGCCUCUUCCCCGUCAUCCACUAAGCAAACUGAUUUAGUCUUGGAUGUUCUUUUCUGGACAGGGGCAACUGCUGUUGGUUCAGUUUGUCCUUCUGGCUCCACAACAGUUUGCGUGGACACCAUGCUGGUUAAUUUGCUUUAUUUUACCUCUGGCUUAGCCGUGGUUUGUGUGGACGCAGUACCUGUUGAUUUGUUUCCUUUCUCCUCCUCCUUAAGGUGCUGUACUAUACCAAGCAGCGACCGGUAGGCAGUGGCCAGGGCCCAGCAUGUUGCCGUAAGCUGCCCAUCUCUGGAGCUGUCAGAGCACCUUCCUCUCACGUAUCUUAUUGCUCUAACAGGGUCCUGAAGUUGUUCAGGGGUGAAUUUCCAGAUCAUUGGAGGAGAGAAGCUCUCCAAAUACUGGCCCAUGUCCUGCCACUUUCUGUGCCACUUAGCAGUAUCCACUCCCAGAGCAGGCCUCCAGGCAACUUCCCUAGAAGCUGCCCUGGGCAGCUGCUGCAAAUGACCUGUUAUUAACAGUCCAUCAAAAAUCUCAUACAGGGUGUAGAAUACACAGUUUUGGUUAUACCCACAUAGUGAUAAACUGGUCCUGGCCCCUGUAACUAGGACAAUGGUUGAAUUCCAUCCAUGGAAAACUUAAUUUGUACCCAGAGGUACAAAAUAAGUACAGUGACAUGGCUUGUUGGACUGCAUUGAAGGAUCUGUCUUGGAUACUCAAAAUCAUAGGGAAUUUUAAACAGUCGUUUGCUGCCUUAAUUGAAAAUAACUAUAAUAAUGAAGUUGUAUGCUGAAUUUUCUUGAUCUCUCGAGGGUUUUAAAAAAGACGUGACACUUCACUAGAUUUGUUUUUCCUCUUCAUAACUCUUAGUGGUAAUGUUGUUUAUCUGCAGAUAAUGUAGAACUGAUAAAAGAAUGAGGAAAAAACCUCAACUACUUCUUGAUGUAUAUAAGUUUUAAUUUUGAGAGAGUGUUAUUUUCUGGAUAUAUUUUUCUUCAUUUUACUGUGAAAAUUGUUUGGUUCAAGGAGUUUUUCACAGCUGGAGUUUUGGAAAUGAUCCCUCAAUAUUUCUUUGGAAAAGAGGACUUGUGGAAGGCAAAGGUCACUCUUACAGCAAGUGUUGUAUAUUAGUGGCUGAACGGUACGUUGUUUUUUUUUUAUUUAUAUGGAAAAGGCAUCAGGUAUCAAGUAGUUAGAAGAUUUAUCUUGUGACUGUAAUAGUGUAGCAGAAGAUAACAUGGUAUGAUACAAAUGCAGUCCUGUAGUGUCAAAAAAUACCUCCAAAUUCUCAGGUUCCAGAGCUUAAUGUACGUACUUCUGACAUCUCAGGAAGAAAAGAGGCUGGGUGGGCAAUGGUGGGGUGCCUGGGAGCUGGAAGGGAGAACAUGCCUGGGUGGAAAUGUAAAGGAAACUGAACUUUUUGUCCAAACAGAAGUAAUUGUGAAACUGGGCAGCACAAUGGUUUAGCUGUAGGUGGGAUUUACAAUAGAAGUGCUUUGGUGCGUUACCACCCUGGGAAAGAAAAUGUGUGGGUAUACCCUGCCUGCCUCUUUUAAUGUGGUCUGACUCUUUGCAGACCAGAAUGCCCACCCUACAAAAGGCACAAUUAUAAAAUAUCUGAACAUUUUUCAUCUAAUAAUAGAAGCAUAAUAAUUAGAUUAUUUGCUUUGCUAUAUUGCACUUUUAUUGAGCAUUCUCUGAAAAAAGCAAAGAGAUUCCUGCAGCACUUUGCCAUAUGAGAAUGCUUCUCUUGGAGGUCACUGGGACUGCUUGUAUAUUCUAGUGUUUGCAGGCUCAAGCUGUGUUUUUUGCAGAAUGUUUUGAAAGAUAUCAGGAAUAUUACCCCAAUUCUGUGGUUUGAAAAAUAAAUGUGAAGUCAUUAGUUACAAAAAUUACUAUUCUUAGAAAUUAUGUUUCAUUACUCCUUUUGGAAAUUAAACUACAGCCUGCAGUAACAUUAGCUUGUCUGAUUCACUCUGUUAAUGUUUGUAUUAAUAUAUUAAAACACCUCUGUUAAUCCCUAGCAACACAACCCAAAUCUACAUGCCUAUUAUGUAUUUUAUCCGAGUAGUCUUCUGAGUGUCAAACUGAGAGCUUUCAUUAUGACAAAAUUACAUUCCUGUUUACCUGAAGUUUAAAAAGACAGUGUGUUAAGACUUCCACGGACUAAUGCUGCUCUCACAAGUCAGUGGCGACUCAGUCUGUUACUUUGAUGAUGACCCAAAAUAGAUACAUAGGAUGCAGUAGCCAGCUGUGCAGACAACUAUGGAAGACAUGGAAAUCAUACACAGGCUUGAUUGGCACUCUACAGAAGUGCUGGAUGUCAGCCUCUUGAAACGUAAGCAAAUGGAUCUGUGGGUGUGGGGUUUUUUCAGUGGGAGGAUCAAUGAAAACCACCACAUCUAAAAUUUGAUGGUUACUUCUAUAAAUAUUUAGGGCCGGUUCUGUUCAUUACUCAUGCACAUAAUCACAGUGACUAUUCCUGCAAGUAAAGAAGGCAGACUCAAAUGUAGUGUCUGAAGUGGAAUUCUUUUUUAAUGAAUGACCAAUUUUGUCUUGGCUCCUAUUUCAGUGUGUCAUUUAUCUUGAUUAAGUAGUAAAUCUCUUCCAUUGUGUUAUUUAGGAAUCUAAUUCAGAAUUCAUAUUUACAAUAUUUAAAUUAUCCUACUAAGCAUGAUGUUUUUGUGGGAAUUUGCAGAAGUUCAAUAGCACUCGUUAUUUGUUUGCAACAGAAAUAGAUUCAUUUGUUAAAAGCUAACAAGAAAAGUUUGAAAUGUAAAGAUGUUUCAUUAUUGUGCUUUUCUGACAGAACCUGUAAUCCUUGUGUAAUUUAUGUCCUCAGAAUAACACACCUGUAUGUACGCUCUUUCAUAUUUAAUAAAACAUUGUUGUAAAAACA
This is a messenger RNA of Neopelma chrysocephalum (saffron-crested tyrant-manakin), 6347 nucleotides long. RefSeq names its product regulation of nuclear pre-mRNA domain containing 1A (gene RPRD1A). Gene Ontology annotation, molecular function: RNA polymerase II C-terminal domain binding. The record is from RefSeq and is a predicted model, not a curated record. NCBI's taxonomy places the organism in Eukaryota, Metazoa, Chordata, Aves, Passeriformes, Pipridae. The transcript has 7 exons. Gene Ontology annotation, biological process: mRNA 3'-end processing. The coding region runs from base 176 to 1111 and encodes 311 amino acids. Gene Ontology annotation, cellular component: RNA polymerase II, holoenzyme.